AUGAGCAAGAAACGAGUAAUUGCGAGGGUUCCAGUAGCCAUCGAUACUCAGCGGUACGUAGAAGGUUGUAUGGCAUUUACAACAGAGCAUCAUCUUCCCAUGCGGUGCUUCGAAUGGGAGGACCUGAAAAUGCUGCUGGAUCCGAUCGAGGAGGCUCUCGGAGUGCGCAUAAACAGGAAGAAUACUUGGAAGAAUAUCAAAACUCUGUUGGCCACCGGAUCCGCUGGACUGGAGAAAACCAUCAAGAGGGAAAUGGCGGGAACCCUGUUCUGCUUACGCAUUGACUCGGCCUCGCGUCACGGGCGCCAUAUCCUUGGCGUUGAUGCACAAUUCUUCCUGGAAAAUGAAGCAGUCACUCGCACUCUAGUUGAUAAACAGCUUUAUCAAACAAGAGGUGGCUUUCUAAAAGAUGGGCGAAAAAUUUCCAGACCAGGUAAUUUAUUUUUCAUUACAACUAUACUGAUAACUUAUACAUCACUUCACUCUACUAUUCUAGCACUGAGUGAAGAAGACUGGCAGUUCUGUCAUGAUUUUGAAUCUGCGUUCAAACCCCUCCACGUUAUGACAAAGACAUUGCAGAGCAAUAAUCAAGUUUUCCCUGACUUUUGCAUGGAAUGGAUUCUAGCGAUCCGCGACCUCCGAAUUAUGCAGAGUAAUCCGUUCUCCUACUCACUGAUCGAGGCACUUAAUGUAAGGUUGGCGAGUCUGAAGAGCAACAUGCUGUUCAAAGUAUCCUUGUUCGUUGACCCUAGAUUUACGUACUUGAACUCCACGUUUUUUUACCCCGGACGAGAAAGAAGAAAUUCAGGUAUAAUUAUAGUGAAUCAAAACAUCGAAUUUAUGAUUUUUAGAUUAACAUCCUUCAGAACGAAAGAAAAAACUACCGAUACCAGGCAAACACAAGAUUCCAACUCUACCAAUGACAUCGAUAGCUAUUUGGCUGAGAUGUUCGGUGGGUCCAGCUCAAAAGAUGAUACGCUUCAAGAUCCCAAAACUAAAAUUAUGCAGCAACUCAAGAUGCUAGAAAUUGAACCACGAAAGCCUCAUGAUUAUGAUGUUUGGAGCCAUUGGUUGCUGAAAAGGACCACAUAACCUGAAUUAGCCAUAGUGGCCUUGGUUAUUCUGGCAACACCGUCAAACCAGGUGUCUGUGGAACGUGCGUUUAGUGCACUUGCUUUGGUGGUAUCAGACGCAAGAACCGAGCUCGCCGAUGAUACUCUUGAAGAGAUAUUACUUAUCAAGUUGAAUGCCAAUCUUUUCAAAAAAAAAAGUUCCAUCGCUUUAUGACUGGAAAGAUUUGAAAGCGAAGCAUUUGUCAUAAGCAUAUCCUAAAGUUACUAUCUUUGCGUUAUUUUCAUUUUUCAUAACUAUUUUUUGUUUUUUUUUUAUUUUUCAUACCUAUUUUUUUAUUUUUCAUAGCUUUAAAUAAAACUUAUUUACACUUCUCCCGUGUCUUUCAAUAAUUAGUUACAAUGUCAUAUUCCACUAUCAAUACAAAUACGAAGCUGGUCAGCAAUGAACAGACCCUAACAAAUCUAUUAAAGGGGUUUUGUUAGAAGUGAGCACGACAGAAAACAAAUAGAACGAAAUCAAUCGGUGUCGUAGAUCGUUUAACCCUUUGGAGCCGGAGGGGCCAAUAUGCCCCGACGAUGAAACCGAGCAUAACAAAAGUAUUGGAGGCCAGCGAGGUUGCGGCAGCAGUGGAGGAAAUAUCCUUUAGAGCCGGAGUUAAUCCGAAAUAUAUUUUUAUGCAACCAGUUGUAUUAAUACGAUAUUUUCAAAGCUUGUACAUUUAUCCAACUAGGCUUGUCGAGUUGGAUAAAUGUACGGCUCAUACUAAAUGAAUGCUGUUUUUACAACUUGGGGAUUUUAUGCAGAGUUCCAAAUCGAUAGUGGAAUAGAAGGUAAAAUAAGAACCAUCCCGUACAUUUUUUUUGCAAAGCCAAUAAAUUGCAAUUACAAUCUGCAUUAACCUCCUCUAUCGAUGCGUGAUUUAUUAAUGUAUGCGCUCAUCGGUUCAAUAGCAUUUUUUUAAUGUAGGGUAAUGGCUAUAAUGGUACCCUAUUUGGCCAUAGUGAAAAUAUGAAAGUUUUAUUAGCAAGAUAUUGAAUGUAUCUUCUCAUUAAAACUCUUGAAGUGAUGCAAAAUUUUGAAUUAUCUCAAAUAACCACUAUGACUAAAUAGGAAACCUUUCAAGGAACCUUCCUAAUGUACACCAUAUGCUUCAAUAAUUCUCAUUUACCCUUGAGAUGCAUAUGAGACUAUCAUUUAUGCACAUGAACCGUACGUAAAGGUGUAGUUAUGGAAACUUUAUUGACAAACCCCAUUUUACACAUAUUUAUUGAUAGUUAUCUUCACAUGGCUUUACUAAACUUAGAAUAUAUUUCCAUAUGUGUUAUUUGGAGUCGACAUACUGCUGCCUUUUUGCCACGACCGUCAUGACCGUCAAUUCAAUGAGCAAACGAACGUUACGCAAAACAUGAAGCAUGAUUGUUGCAGUCCCCGAGGUAACAACGCAACCGACAAACAGUUUGUUUUUUCGGCUUGACUACAUACUACGGCGACUUGAUGAGCCUAUUGCGAUUGUGUGGCAGUGAAAACGAAACACUUCUCAGGGUGGCUUGACAGUGAGAACUAACGGUGACCAAUGCCAAGCCUGCUUUGUAGGCAGCAUUCAAAAUAGUGAUCGCCCUAAAGUUCUCACAUUCCAAAUGGUCGCCUUUCUUGUGAAUGGGGCAGAUUACCCCUUCCUUCCACUCCUCCUAUAGCUGUUCGGUUUCCCAGAUCCUGACUAUCAGCCGAUGCAGACAGGUGGCCAACUUUUCUGGGCCCAGUUUGAUGAGUUCAGCUGCGAUACCAUCCUUACCAGCUGCUUUGUUGGUUUUGAGCUGGUGAAUGGCAUCCUUAACUUCCCUCAGCGUGGAAGUUGGUUCAUUUCCGUCCUCCGCUGCACUGGCGUCGUCGUUUCCUCCGUUACCGUGGGCUCCCGUGCCUACGUUCUCCACGCCAUUCAGGUGCUGAUCGAAGUGCUGCUUCCACCUUUCGAUCACCUCACGUCCAUCCGUCAAGAUUCGUCCGUGUUAUCCCUGCAUAUUUCGGCUCGCGGCACGAAGCCGUUGCGGGAUGCGUUGAGCUUCUGAUAGAACUUCCAUGUUUCUUGGGUACGGCACAGCAGUUCCAUUUGUUCACACUCCGCUUCUUCCAGGCGGCGCUUUUUCUCCCGAAAGAGGCCAACUGUUGACCAACCUAACUUGCGUAAGGCAUAUAGGAGGAACUGCUUUUGUGUUGAUUCGAUUCGAUCCACAUGUGUUACCAUGUAGGGACCAUACUAUGCUACAGUAUUCUAGAACUGAUCUUACAUAAGCGACGUACAAUGUUUUAAUCGUGUAUGGGUCCUGAAAGUUGUAGCUAAAACGCUUAAUGAAGCUUAACAUAUUAGUCGCUUUAUGAGUGAUAGCGUUAUAAUGAUCGGUAAAAGUUAAUUUGGAAUCUAAGAUAACACCUAAAUCUCUAAUUCUAUUGCACUUUUCAACUUCUUGGUUUCCUAAAGAUACAAUUAAUGGUGGUGUACCGUAAUCCGGGGUAACAUUGAUCAGAAUUUUCGAUCUAUCUUGAAUAAUUCUCUUGUUAAAGAAAAGGUUAUAUGUUUUAUAUUUUUAAAACAAGUACUGGCCCUCUGAGUAUGUGUUAAGCCACUCGAAAAAGUAUUGUAUAACUUUAAAACAUGUUUAAAUAGGCUUUUUAAUCUAAUGUUUGAUUUUGUUAAUUUGGGGUAACAUUGAUCAUGUCAGUGAUCAAUGUUCGUUUGUGAUGAAAAUAUCCUUACUUACCAAAUUCGAGGUCGCUGAUUUCAAAUAUGUUGUCCAAAUUCUUAUAAGUUAUGUACUUUUUGAGUUAUUUUAGGAUUAAAAUCCUCCAAACCGCGAAAAACGCCUUAAGGUAGGCCAUGUCUCAAGGAAUUGAUAGCCUACUUUUAAUAAAUCGUAUAUUUCAUUAUAAAAACGCAUUUUCAUAAAAGUUUUGUUUAUUAAAUCCAACUCUAGGAUAUCGUAUUGAUAUAAUACAAUGAUUUCGAACCUCAUAUUGUAUCUAGUAUUCACGCCAAGCAUGGAUGUUUGGCAAUGUAUCUCAUCGCGUUACGAAACACAAUUUUGGAAAUUUCAAUGUUUAUGAAAUUCAAUUUCCAUUAAUUUCAUUACAUUUAAUAGCUAAAUGAUAGCAGAUUACGAUAUACCAUUUGAUAGAAGAAACUGAUUCAAUGUAAAAUGCUUGUUUGAACAUUUCAUAAGGUCGGUCAAGCUGAUCAAUGUUACCCCGCCGAUCAAUGAUACCCCGUUUUACGGUACUAUGUUUUCUGCUGUACGUAAUUGAAUUACAUUUUUUCACAUUUAACUGCAGCAGGCUUUUACUACAACAUUGGUCAAAUAUGCGUAUUUCACUCAAAAAACAUUCUUUGUCUUCUUCAUUUUUUAUUUCUUUAAAGAGUUUCAUAUCAUCAGCGUAUAUAAGGAUUUUGAGAUGUUUUAGAAUAUACGUGAUAUCAUUUACGAACAAUAUGAAAAGCAAAGGCCAUAAAUGUGAACCUUGGGGAACUCCUGAUGAUACGUUGAUAGGUUCUGACUUCUUCCCCUCAAAUCUUACUAUCUGUAAUCGGUCAGUUAAGUACGAUUCGAUCCAUUUAAGUAGUCUUGACUCGAUUCCCAUUUUAUCAAGCUUGAAAAUCAACAUUGGAAUGUCAAGUCUGUCGAACGCCUUACUGAAAUCGGUGUAAAGUGAUUCAAUAUAGUUACCGCUGUCCAUUACACAUAAGGUGUAAUUAACAAAUUCUAACAAGUUUGUUGUAGUCGACCGACCUUUGAAAAAUCCAUGUUGUGCAUUUGUUAUUCUUAGUUAGAUUUGAUUAAACACACAUCUGAAGUUCGGAUGUUGCAGCUCAACAUUUAGUAAGAAAAUUGCAUACGUUCAGGCGUUUCCAAAAGCAAAAGUUUCAAUCUCGUUGACUGAUAAAAUCCAUAGUCGUACAUAUUUAAAACAUUUACUUUGGUACCGUAAUCUGGGGGCUAGUUGAUCAGCGGAGUGAAGUUAAUCACUAUGGGAUCCGCGUCCUGCAACCGCUGAGGAUGCCACAAUUCUGUUUGAAUGGAAGUAGUAAGGACUGUAUCGGAAAUUAACUAUAUAUGUUCAAAACAUCCUAAAAAUAAUUUAUUCAAUGAUUUUUAAUGAAACUCAACGUACAUAUGUACAGAUGGAAUUAUUAUUAUUAAAAUUGCGAAAAAAUCCACAGCUCAGGUGAGAUUUGAACUCACGACCCUUAUACGCUAGACAAGUGCUUUUCUAACUAAGCUACCGAGCCAAUUAAUGACACGGCAUUUUGGUUGGUACAAGGUAAUUCCAAUCUCAUCGAUCAUGCUUCAUCUUUCCCUUAAAUUUCACCGCAAAUAUAUCCAUCUCUUAUGUACACAUGCAUGAAGAGCGAUGCGAUUUAUUUACUGUUGAAACUGUUUGCCUAACUUUCAGGCGUCUCUUCAUCACCGACUGUGGUGAGGAAGAACAAUUGAAACCUGGUAGGCGACCAACGUGUCGUUCGCACUCUUUCAUAUACGACAGAUUACUACAGAAGAGGUAGAAGCUCGAAUAUGACUUAAGGGCAAAGUCUUCGGUAUACCAAUCCGUGUGGUCAAUUAAUGAUUUUUAAUGAAACUCAACGUACAUAUGUACAGAUGGAAAUAUUAUUAGUAAAAUUGCGAAAAAAUCCACAGCUCAGGUGAGAUUUGAACUCACGACCCUUAUACGCUAGACAAGUGCUUUUCCUACUAAGCUACCGAGCCAAUUAAUGCCACGGCAUUUUGGUUGGUACAAGGUAAUUCCAAUCUCAUCGAUCAUGCUUCAUCUUUCCCUUAAAUUUCACCGCAAAUAUAUCCAUCUCUUAUGUACACAUGCAUGAAGAGCGAUGCGAUUUAU
Molecule: messenger RNA, 5961 nt
Organism: Aedes albopictus (Asian tiger mosquito)
Lineage: Eukaryota; Metazoa; Arthropoda; Insecta; Diptera; Culicidae
Exons: 3
Biological process (GO): regulation of transcription by RNA polymerase II
Cellular component (GO): nucleus
Molecular function (GO): protein dimerization activity
Source: RefSeq, a predicted model, not a curated record